Seminavis robusta is the source of this 1833-nucleotide messenger RNA. The record is from the annotation of a GenBank genome assembly. Lineage: Eukaryota; Bacillariophyta; Bacillariophyceae; Naviculales; Naviculaceae.
AUGGCAGAAUGGGGCUACAAAUUAUUGAGUGAUGCCCAGUAUAUCCCAUUGGUUGUAGUGGGGAGCAUCUCCAGUACCUUGUCCUUGGUCGGAUCAGGCUGUAUUUUAUUCAUGUCGUAUCGCCAGCGGUCCAAGGUUCUUCAUCGGUUGCUCUUUGCUCUCAGUUUGGCUGACAUGGCACAAUCCUCAGCCAACUUAUUCAUGCCAUAUGCAAUACCUUCCUCCAUUGGUCUGCCAGGGGCUGUUGGCAAUCAUGUCACAUGCACUGCUGCGGGUUUCUUUGUCAUGUUUGGGCUCCAAUGGGGUGGCUGCCUGAAUGCACUCAUCAGCUUGUACUUUUAUUUAUCGGUUGUGCGAAGCUGGAGAGAACAUGACUUUACCCGACGGAUAAGAAUGGAAAUUGCCACGCAUGUGUUUGUGUUUCUCUUGGCGUUUGGCUUGAACUUUUUCCCUGCUGUCUAUCAAAUGAUCAAUCCCUACGAAUACAUCAACAAUCUAUGCAUCCUUUCCUCCUUCCCGUGGAAUUGUGGUACGGAGGAAGGUCAACUACCCUGUGAACGAUCUUCCCAAGAGGAACUGGACAAGUACACUCAAGCCCAUUUUCUCGUAGUUGUCAUCUUUACCAUUAUUGCUUUUGCAUGUACCUGUCGAGUCUGGUAUCAUGUCCACAGCAUACGCAAGCGGAGCGCUUCCUACACGUCUUUUGGUAGUCUGCCAGCAUCCUCCGACAAUAGUAUUCCAGCAUCAUCCCAUGGCACUACUUUAUCCAACCACAAGAAGAGCAGCAGUCCUGCGCCAGACCCCAUCCUCCGUCAAGUUUGCACACAAGCCAUUCUCUAUUUCCUGGUGUAUUUCAACACGUUUAUAUGGCCCUUUAUAGGGCAGAUCUUGGUAAACUCAUUGCUCACAGCUGCUGAAGUGCAGGAGAAGAAAACAGAACCUGGGUGGUACGCUCUUCAGUUUCUGUUCUGGACUCUAAAUCCACUUGGAGGAUUUUUCAACUUUUUUGUCUACACCAGACUUAGAGUUCAGCAACUGAGAAGGUUGGAUCCAGAACGCUCCCUCUAUUCCGUUUAUCGAGAAGUCAUCUUUUCCAACUACGUCUCUCAAAGGAGUAGUCGAAGAAACAGCAAGAAUGCCACCACUCCCCUCAAUGAAGCGCCUCAGCAACCCACGGCAGCAAUCCACAUCCAUCAUGUCAUGGAGCAUUCUUCCAGUUUUGCCAGCUUUGCCGAAGCAAAAGAAGAAGAAGCAGGGGUUCAAGGGGACAAUUAUUGUGGUGCUGCUGGGAGUGCACUCGCAAUGCCUCGGCUCUCUACGGAAAGUCACAGCAAUCAUCAUUCUGCCAAUCGCCCAAGUUGUGCUAGCUUUGAAGCUGUUCAAGAGGAACCAAACGGGGAAGAUGGGGACACUACUACUGCUACUCCUUCAACCGAAGGAAUCCACACCAACGGCAAUGCUGUCCGCCAAACAAGGAGUGAUACUUUUGAGAAUGAAGAUGGAGGGACAAGAGUGGAAGCAGGGGAAGAUGGAAACAAGAGGGGUGACAACGAUGACAGCCAAAUGCCGCAACCUUCAGACGGAGCAAUCAGCAAGGAUUUGACAGACCCUUCCAGUAUUGCGCGCCUUCAAAACAAGGAGGACGGAAAAGAAGAGGAAAGAGGGGACGAUGUCGGCUUGAACUCGAUCUCAGAAACGCAUGUCCCCUCUGGAGAAAUCCCCGACAAUAGUCACGCUGCCAAUCUUCCAGGUAUUUCUGGUUUUGUGGCAGGCGAAAACGUGCAACAACACAAGGAAAGGCUGGAACAUGCCAGCAGUGGCGACAAUCCAUAG